CCAGAGCUGCAUUCCUGCUGCCACAUCGGACUGAACCAUUCUGUGUCAGCAAGGACAUUUUAACCUCUCCGCGAAAUGGAAACGCACAGGAUAUGCAUUUUACAUGUAAAAUCUACGUAGAAUUUGAUGUUUCUCUCUUCAGCUUUGCCAGUUUCAACAUUCAGUCAAAAUUACAGGGAAUCAUUUUAGAGUUUGCCUAAAGCAACACCCCACUCCUUUUUAAAGUGGUCGACCCCAUCCUGCUGCCAUGUUGGAUGUACGCAUCGCCGCUGCAGCUACUGGAGUUUCCGAAUGAAAGUUUAGCGUUUUUCCUUCUGCAGAUGCACAACGGGUCAUUACUUUUGUAAAUUAGCACCAAACAAAGGAGUUAGCGUUCUUUCUUGACCAGUACCGCGCCAGGGAACACACUUCCCGUCCUCCUCCGCCCUCCAGCCCGGAGUCGGACUCAGCGGAGAUGAUCCGGUUGCAGGCCCCAGCAACCGGAGCCCGCAUGGAUUUUGUGUAAUCAGCAGAGUUUGUUUUGCCCGUCCGGGGUGAAUAACCGCAUCGUUUCGGGGUUAACCACAGAAAAUUACGAGCCAUGAACAGUCACCCGCCGCCCCGGAGGCUCACAAACGUCGGCUCCCUCCUCCUGACCCCGCAGGAGAACGAGUGCCUAUUCGGCUACCUGGGCAGGAAAUGCUCCAGUCUGUGUUCAGCGGUGGUCCAGGUUUACGGGGCCGACCGGAGCGCCAUCUGGGUGAAGAGAUGCUGCGGGGUGGCUUGUCUGGUUAAAGACAACCCACAGAGAUCCUACUUCAUCAGAGUGUUUGACAUCAAAGAAGGGAAAAUCAUGUUUGAGCAGGAACUAUACCACAACUUCUCUAUCAGCUGUUCCAGAUCCUACUUCAUCUCAUUUGCAGGAGACACCUUUCAGAUUGGUCUGAAUUUUGCCAGUGAAGAAGAGGCCAAAAGAUUCAGAGUUGCUAUCAAUGACCUGCUUAACCGACGGCAACGCAAAACUGAGAAAAGAGGUGACCCUAAAAAUGGUCCAGCUCUGCACAUGGCCACAGUGGACAUCAAGAACCCGGAGAUCAACAACGUCAGAUUCCACAACUCCCACAGCCACCAGCAGCCGUACCACCUCAACAACAUGCUGAGCCACGGCGGUCUGACCCGCAAGGACAAGAAGACCAAAGGCAAGAAGAAGAAGCUGACCAAGGCUGACAUUGGCACGCCCAGCAACUUCCAGCACAUUGGUCACGUGGGCUGGGAUCCAAAUACAGGUUUUGAUCUGAACAACCUGGACCCUGAGCUGAAGAACCUGUUCGACAUGUGCGGCAUUUCUGAGGCACAGCUGAAGGACCGCGAGACGUCCAAGGUCAUCUACGACUUCAUCGAGAAGAAGGGAGGGGUGGAAGCCGUCAAGAACGAGCUGAGGAGGCAGGCACCCCCUCCACCUCCUUCUCGUGGUGGACCACCACCACCUCCGCCUCCACCACACCAGAGCUCAGCUCCACCCCCACCUCCUCCUCCUCCAUCCAGAGGGGGCAGAGGAGCCCCUCCUCCCCCUCCUCCGUCCAGAGCACCUGCGUCAGCUCCUCCUCCUCCUCCGCCCUCCAGACCAGGAACUCUGGGUGCCCCACCUCCCCCGCCACCUCCCACCAGAGCGGGUCACCAGCCUCCCGUUGCUUCACACCAUCACCACCACCAGCCUCCACCUCCUCCCCCUCCAUCCUCCUUGCACUCAUCCAUCACCCCCCAUGCCCCUCCACCUCCACCUCCCCCACAGCCCCACCAGUCUCCAGUCAACAGUGGGGGCAUCUCUGCUCCUGCUCAGCCGCCCCCACCUCCUCCUCCGCCCCCACCACCCGGCCCUCCUCCCCCUUCAGAGCUGGACGGCGUUGGUGGUGGCGGAGACUCGCCUCAUUCGCCAAGUCCAGGGGGGAAGUCGGCGCUGCUGGAGCAGAUCAGGGGAGGAACUCAGCUGAAGAAGGUGGAGCAGAACAACCGAGCACCGGCCUCCAACACCGGACGAGACGCUCUUCUGGACCAGAUCCGACAAGGAAUCCAGCUCAAGAACGUGCCGGAUCAGCCAGAGUCCAGCCCUCCAACGCCGGCCCCUACUGCAGGCAUCGUUGGUGCUCUCAUGGAAGUCAUGCAGAAGAGGAGCAAAGCCAUCCAUUCUUCAGACGAAGACGAGGAUGACGAUGAAGACGAGGACUUUGAGGAUGACGACGAGUGGGAGGACUAGUCUCCUCUCGCCCCACCAACCUAUCGCUUACACUAAAAUAUCUUGUAGAAAUCUUCCAGAAUCUGACUAAAAUUGUAAUGUAAAUGUUGUAUGACUUUGCUGUAUAUUUAUUUUUGCUUUUUUUUUU
Solea senegalensis (Senegalese sole) is the source of this 2360-nucleotide messenger RNA. It is a transcript of the gene wasla, whose product is annotated as WASP like actin nucleation promoting factor a. The record is from RefSeq and is a predicted model, not a curated record. NCBI's taxonomy places the organism in Eukaryota, Metazoa, Chordata, Actinopteri, Pleuronectiformes, Soleidae. Bases 581 to 2233 code for a protein of 550 amino acids. The transcript has 11 exons. Gene Ontology annotation, molecular function: small GTPase binding; actin binding. Gene Ontology annotation, biological process: actin filament organization; regulation of Rho protein signal transduction.